Messenger RNA from Penicillium diatomitis, 3471 nucleotides. RefSeq lists its product as uncharacterized. Lineage: Eukaryota; Fungi; Ascomycota; Eurotiomycetes; Eurotiales; Aspergillaceae. Gene Ontology annotation, cellular component: plasma membrane. The coding region runs from base 1 to 3471 and encodes 1156 amino acids. The transcript is spliced from 3 exons. The record is from RefSeq and is a predicted model, not a curated record. Gene Ontology annotation, biological process: protein localization to plasma membrane.
AUGGAGUCUGUACGCCAAUCGUGUCGGCCGCGGCACCAAGUUCUGACUCUGAAAUGCUACCCCAAAUUCCAAAAAGGCGUGCCGGAAGUGAAGCCGAAUCCAAGUGAACUCUCCUACCUCUUGUACUAUGCCAGCACGCGACGCAGCAAAUUGACAAAAGUGGGCGCUUUUUUGGAGAAACGGGUCGCCAAAGAUGUCUGGAGACGUCGACUGGGUAAUGUCCAAGUCGCGCUUCAUAUCCUGACAGCACUCAUCGAGAAAGUCCCCCGCGAUUUGCCGAUUUACGCCCGUUACGUCUUGUCGAUCAUCGAGACCAUUCUGCAAGCCAACGAUGUUUCUAUGGUAGAGGACUCGAUUGCGACAUUUGAUACCUUCUGUCGUCACCAAGAUCCGGCGGUCAUUUCCGCAGAUCAAGGGCUUGCCAAAAAGUAUCGUCAAGUGAUCGAAACGUAUGCCGGUUUUGCGAAUCCGCACUCUCCCAAUUACUCCCUGACUAAACUGAGCCCUCCGUUGGCAAUACGGUGGCGCAAUGCCGGACUUCGCGCCAUCAGGAGCAUUGUGAGCUCAGAAAGCUUGGCUGCAGACGGAGGAUCAACUCUUCACGUCUUUCUACCCGUCAUUCUUGAAAACCUCUACUCCCCUGACGAAAAUAUCUUGGAACCAUUGAAAGUCAGAUUACUGGAGGCCGAACAAGAAACCCACGGUGCAUCUUUGCCUCGACGCUCGAGCAUUGCGACGGUCAACACAGUUGAUGCGGCAGAAAGGGACCCUGCGCUGGCUGCACAGUCGACAGCUGACGCAGAUAAGCGAGCGGAGAUGGAUUCAAGGUUGAUGGCUCUCCGUUGUCUAGAACAAAUUAUUGUUUCAGGCAGUAGCCGCGGUCAAAUUCGCAUAGCAGCCACGGCAAUACUCCGGUUCAUUUCGGACAAACACGUUGUGCAGAUCACGGACUCAGAGUCACCCAGCCAGGCGAGCCAUUCACUAGGGAACUGGGCGACGUCUCUCAUCGAGUUGGUUGCGACCUGGUGUCCGGUCCAGGUCCGAUUCGUUAUUCUGACCAUAGCGAUGGAUCUCUUGGCCGACAUGCCGUCGAAGGAAGAUACGAUGGAUCCGUCAUUCACUCUGCUCUCGGUUGUCGAUUGGCUUUUGAAAUCGCCCAUCAACAUGAUUGGCUUGAGCGUCAUGGACAUUCUGCUCGGAUUGAUGCGGUACAUGUCUGACCUGAUUUCCUUGUCCACUGGUGCCGACAAAGACGCCCAGUACAACGAUACCUCACGAUCCAUUCCGCCCAAGAAAAAAGCUAUGCUCGCCCUUCUGGAGCAGUGCAUCGGUAGUCUCGCAACGCAUAACUACUAUGGCGAUCAAGUCGCAGACAUGAUGCGCACCAUUCUUCGUCAGCUUACAACUCCUCUUAAUCAUGAAAACGCAACUCAACCUUCUCUGGCCACAGUCCACGAGACUGGGGCUGGCUCGAAGGGCAACGAAAUGUCAGAAGUGGAUCAGCCGAGCGCGGAGAAAGCUACUGGCGAGAUCUUUGUAUAUCCGGCUGCCAAGUUGACUGCUCUUCGGGCUGUAAAGUCGAUUCUCGUCGUGGCUAAUCUUAGAACACCAUCUUCUAUCAAAGGUUCAGAGUCCAGAAACCCAGUCGGCAUCCAUGUCUGGGAAGGAACGCAAGGUUUGCUUCGAGAUAAUGAUCAGGAAGUCCGCCAUGCCUACGUUGACGCAUUCCUAUCCUGGCUCCAGCUGGAGACCACAAAACAAAAUCUCAAAGCUCGUGUGAGCGGUCUUCGAACACAAAAAGCAGGUUUGCGACGAGACCCUGACAGUUCGGACAAGACACCGAAUCGACGAAGCACGUCCGCAAACCACAGAGAAAGUGUCAUCAACAUCGCACAGUCUAACUUUCUGCGUCUCAUACACCUGGGUAUCUACGAAGCUGCCCUGGACAACUCCACGGUGGCAUCGGAAAUACUUGUUCUGCAUCUUCUUUUGGCAAGUCUUGUUGAGAAUCUUGGUGUGAAUGCAGUCCAAUUUGGGCUGCCAAUGGUCCUGAAACUGCAGGACGACUUGUCUACGUCUGUCGAGCUGGGCUCUCCAACAGCACGCGUCAACGUCGGAAGUCUGAUUUAUGGCUAUCUCCUUGCUGUGAUAGAGAAGUUCAACCUUGAGGCCACACCAGCGGGCAACGAAGUUCGCUCCGAGGUCCAGAGCCGCCAGAGUAAGGGGCAUUGGUUGUCAAAGAUCAAGUUGCCACCAGCAGGUCUCGAUUGUAUCAGUCUCGACGAAAAGCACAUGGCAGAUACGUCACUGGACUCUUUCCUACCCACGUCAUUCAGCGGCGUGGACGGACUGGCUGAAGGAAUCGAAGAAGCUUAUUGCCAGUUUUUUGCAUCUCCUCCACAGAGUCCCAAAACUUCAGCGUCCCAUGGGUUUGAAUUCCCUGUUUUGAGUCACGGCUUUGCCACACAGCUAUCAAGUCAAGAGAAAGGACUGCCAAACCCGGUGAAGGAAAACUUGCUGUCUUCCUGGUCGCGCGAGUCAUGUCUUGCUGCGGUCGAGAAAGACAGUGCCGGGACUGCAUCCAUCAGCGGCUCUCGCGGUGGCACCAUGACCCGCAACAGCCACUUGAAUGGGAAUUUGAAUGGCUCCCCCGUUGGCUCGGCCCUUGCGCUCAAUGUUCCACGAAGUAUUCCAGACAUUUCCUACAGCCCAGAAACCAAUUCGGGCAGAGCAUCACCCGUACGCGUCAAUGAUCUGCGGCGAGAACUUUCCGUGACCGCUGAAUUAAGUUCCCGUCGGCGCAGUCCCUUGCGGGGCCAACUCGGUGCGUCGAAUGCCAGUAUAUUGUCUUCUGGGAGUGAAAGCAUGGCUAGCGGCGCUUAUUCAAUUUCGGAAGCGAGCCAAGACGCCGUCUCUACAAUGGAUCAUGAGACUCGUCAGCCUGCAGAAGAAAGUGGCAUUGAAACACCUCGGGCAUUCAUUGCUACCGUUGACCCCCGGAAAGCGAAAUCACGACAAAUGAAGGCCAGUUCUCUGAAGACCGCUUUGCCUAUUCCUGGAGGCUUCCCGAAUGAUUCACAGCGGUCCUUAACAUCCACUAAUCGACCAUCCACUGCCCCUUACAAUUCUCAAUCAUCAUCAGGGGCUGCUCCGAGAUCAGAAUCUUUCCGCAAGGCUCGAACUCCCAAGACCCUAGACCGAAACAAAAGUCGAUCAAGUCACAAUAUCGCGCUCGGCUAUUCAGACGGUUAUCGAGAUGUGGAACUCUCUGGUCCGGAGGCCCCUCUCGACUUUGCACGGCGUGACGAGCUCAAGAAGCUGCUUGACGGUUUUCUCACCACCAGCAGUCCCGCUCUUCCCAAUGGAAGUCGACUGCCAACUGACGUACCACCCUCCCAGGCCUCCACAAAUGACAUUUACUCAGGUCGCCGGCAAGUCAGUGGGGGCGGUUUGGGACGACCCCCGUAUUAA